AUCUCCAACCAAGUCCUUGCUCCUUGUGUAAUUAAGUGUGAUAAAUCUAUGCUCUGUGGCGUCGAGUGUCUUCUCUUUAAGCAACAAAGAGAGGGUUCCGUCGCUAAAUGCUGUAUCUGUUCUCUUCCUAUUUCAUGUCUUCAAUCGACUCUUCUCUUUCCUCUGCUCCUUGUUGUUCAGAGUGGAAGUCAUCUCUAUUCCUAACUCUUCUUUCUUUCUUUGCCCCUCUCUCUUUUCAUUAUAAAUCUACCUUCUUUUCGUUUACGCACUCUGCUUUUUACAAAACAUGAGUAAUAAAAAGGUUCUAGUAUUCGGAUCCUUCACUGAAGAUGAAACCAAGUCAUGGCAGGCAAGCAAAUCAUCUGAGAAUGAUAAGAAGCCUGUGCAGAAGAAAGAAUUGCAAUUCGGUUCUUUGAAUUUUGCAACUGGUAUAACUUUCGGUGAUUUUAGUAGUGAAUCGAGUAGGCAGCCGGGUUCUACAAAUGGAAAAGUCAGUUUUCAGAGUACAAAUCCACACAAGAAGGAAAAGGAUGUGAAGAUUGCAAUAAACCCUGAGCCUAGCGUGCUGGGAAGUCCAAAACAAAAUGGAAGCAUUGCUGGUUUCACCCACAGCGUUACCCUUGCUAAUGGUGUUAAAGGCUUAAAAACGGAGAGUUUGGACUUGGCUUCCUUGCACUUAUCACAGAAUGAAGAUAGUCCCAUAAAUCUAUCACAAAGCUCAAACUUUCAUGUUCUUGAUAGUGGAGCAGUAAAGGGUGGGGAUUUGGAUGGAACUAAUAAUAAUUCACUAGUAUAUGUGGAAAAUGAGAACACCAGGAAACCAUGUGAUGAGCCUGUUGCAGCUGUUAGAAAUUUACUACCACGUGGCUUAAUAAACUCGGGAAAUUUAUGUUUUCUUAAUGCAUCUCUGCAGGCUCUUUUAUCCUGUUCCCCUUUUGUUCAGCUCUUGCAGAAUCUCAGAACUCGCAACAUCCCAAAGGUUGGCUUUCCAACAUUAACGGCAUUUGCACAGUUUGUCUCUGAGUUUGACAUGCCAAGCAGUUCCAGCUUGAAGAAAGACACAGCUAUUGUUGAGACUGGUAGGCCGUUUAGCCCUGCCAUGUUUGAAGGCGUUCUUAAAAAAUUUACUCCAGAUGUGCCGAAUUGCAUAUCAGGACGACCCAGGCAGGAGGAUGCUCAGGAGUUUUUAAGUUUUAUAAUGGAUCAAAUGCAUGAUGAAUUACUCAAGCUUGAAGGACAAUUUGCUUGCACAAAUGGUGCCAAAUCAUCUCUUGUCUCUUCAACAGAGGAUGAUGAGUGGGAGACAGUAGGCCCAAAAAACAAAUCUGCUGUGACUAGAACACAAAGCUUCAUUCCUUCAGAGCUAAGUGAUAUUUUUGGAGGACAGUUGAGAAGUGUCGUGAAAGCAACAGGAAAUAAAGCUUCUGCAACUGUUCAACCAUUUCUAUUGCUUCACCUUGACAUUUAUCCUGAGGCUGUACGUACUAUUGAGGAUGCACUUCAUUUGUUCUCUGCACUCGAAAAUCUUGAAGGGUAUCGGGCACCGGUAACUGGAAAGGCUGGUAUAGUGACUGCUAGAAAGUCUGUGAAGAUACAGACACUUUCUAAGAUAAUGAUAUUGCACCUGAUGCGCUUUAGUUAUGGAAGCCAAGGGAGCACCAAGUUGCACAAGCCUGUGCACUUUCCCCUUGAAUUGGUGUUGGGUCGAGAAUUACUCGUUUCUCCUUCAACUGAGAGCCGGAAAUACGAACUUGUUGCAACAAUAACUCAUCAUGGGAGAGAGCCUUCAAAGGGUCAUUAUACAGCUGAUGCUCGGUGUCCCAACGGCCAUUGGCUUCAUUUUGAUGAUGCAUCUGUCACUGCAAUUGGUACGAGUAAAGUCUUGCAUGACCAGGCCUAUGUCCUCUUCUACAGACAAGUAUAGGAAGCGGUGGAAGGAAUUUUGAGCUAGCUACACAUUGUAAAAAUUGAGAAUUAUUUAAAUGGAUAAGAUUAGUACCUGGCCUGAUAUCAGGAAAUUUUCUGCGAGGUUUUGGGAGCUGCAUUAACAGUCUUGUGCUAAUGGAGAUGUAGAGUUUUCUCUUUUGAUGAAAGGUUGGAAGGUGUAUAGAGUCAGCUCUGACAUUGAGGAAUGCAGUUGAUCUGUAAUUUCUUUGAUAAUUGCAAUAGUUUAUUGGUAUUGAAGUUUGUUACGCGUGUCAUUUGUACUUGUAGGGUUAUGGUUAUGGAUGUCAUUUAGGGUCCAUCUGGUUGCUCGGAUCUAUUCUUUAGAUUUUCUCAGGACAACUAAAGCCCUAAUUCUUUGGCUAAGAGGGACUUUACAAUUGUUUCUGUGCUUUUAUGGUUCUUUUAUCAAAUUGGCAAUGCAUCGGAGUGUCAGGAUAAAAUUCCUGUUAUCUACAUUUAGUAGGUGCACCGGUGGCUUGCUUCUUGUUGCCUGUGUUAUUCUUAUAGGCUGGUUGCUUCAGUGUA
Molecule: messenger RNA, 2472 nt
Organism: Ricinus communis (castor bean)
Lineage: Eukaryota; Viridiplantae; Streptophyta; Magnoliopsida; Malpighiales; Euphorbiaceae
Product: ubiquitin carboxyl-terminal hydrolase 24
Exons: 7
Coding region: 287-1924 (545 amino acids)
Biological process (GO): protein deubiquitination
Cellular component (GO): cytosol; nucleus
Molecular function (GO): cysteine-type deubiquitinase activity; cysteine-type endopeptidase activity
Source: RefSeq, a predicted model, not a curated record